AUGCAAGUCGGAUUUCGUCCUCGCCUUCGGGCGCGGCCAUCAUUGGUUGACUUGCUUGUUCGCGGGAAGCAGGAUGGCGCUGCUGAUGGUUCGCCGCCAGUGUCACCGCCAAACCCGCCAGCUGCCCAGGCGACUGGCACUGGCGACUCGAAGACCUACUUGCAGGUCCCUGGCAGUGACUCUGCACACACCAUUGGUGGUCCUUCAGCGACAGAAGGCUCAGAAGCAGGCACGGGCCCCGGUCCUACAUCAUCAUCCCCACUUUCCCAUGCAGCAGAAGGAGGACCACCGCCGUCCACUCGUACCGUUCCCAGCUGGAGCACCACGAGUUCCACGCAAUACCGGGAGGAGGUACUUCCAGUACGUGCACUGGAGCCGCAGCCGCAUCCACACCCGACCAGCCAACCUGUCACAGUGGGCGUCGAAGCUCUGGAAAUAGCUUCUGCUCAACCUCUACCAUCGUCUCCUCCAACAACACCUCGACGAUAUCCAUCCAACCCGCCCUCCCCCUCAACCGCCGACCCUUCUGCACCUUCGAUCGACUCUCCCCUUGUGACGACGCUACACGAGUCGAGCCCUGCUCGCGUCGAACAGCCCAUCAUGCCUCCUAAGCAGAAGAAAGAAGCCAAGGUCGAGCAGGAGGAAGACCUCGGACAUGGCAAGAUCUUCUCCGUCUCAGGACCUGUCAUUGUCGCCGAGGACAUGAUUGGUGUUGCUAUGUACGAGUUGGUUAGAGUCAGUCACGAUAACCUAGUCGGUGAAGUCAUUCGAAUCAACGGCGAUCAAGCAACCAUCCAGGUCUACGAGGAGACCGCUGGUGUCACUGUCGGUGACCCCGUCUACCGUACCGGAAAGCCCCUCUCCGUCGAGCUCGGCCCCGGUCUGCUCAACGGUAUCUACGAUGGUAUCCAAAGACCUCUCGAGAAGAUCAGCGAAAUUUCGAAGACCAUUUACAUUCCCCGCGGUAUCGCCGUCCCCGCCCUCGACCGCAAUAAGAAGUGGGAUUUCGAGCCUUCCGCCAAGGUUGGCGACCACAUCUCUGGCGGUGACGUCUGGGGUACCGUCAACGAGAACUCGUUCAUUUCCGUCCACCGAAUCCUGCUUCCUCCUCGUGCCCGCGGUACCAUCACCAAGAUCGCCAGCAAGGGACAAUACACCGUUGCCGAGCCCCUUCUCGAGGUCGAGUUUGAUGGCAAGAAGACCGAGUACCCCAUGAUGCAGACGUGGCCUGUGCGAGUCCCUCGCCCUACCACUGAGAAGCUCCAGGCAAACGAGCCCUUCAUCGUCGGUCAGAGAGUGCUGGACGCCCUUUUCCCUAGUGUCCAGGGUGGUACUGUCGCCAUUCCGGGUGCUUUCGGUUGUGGCAAGACUGUCAUUAGUCAGUCUGUGUCCAAGUUCUCCAACAGCGAUGUCAUCGUCUACGUCGGCUGUGGUGAGCGCGGAAACGAGAUGGCCGAAGUCCUGAAGGAUUUCCCCGAGCUCACCAUUGAUGUCGACGGUCGCAAGGAGCCCAUCAUGAAGCGUACCACCCUCAUCGCCAACACCUCCAACAUGCCUGUCGCUGCUCGUGAAGCUUCCAUUUACACCGGUAUCACGGUCGCUGAGUACUUCCGUGACCAGGGUCUCGAUGUUGCCAUGAUGGCUGACUCUUCCUCGCGUUGGGCUGAGGCUCUUCGUGAAAUUUCUGGUCGUUUGGGAGAGAUGCCAGCUGACCAAGGUUUCCCCGCCUACCUCGGUGCCAAGCUUGCCUCUUUCUACGAGCGUGCCGGCCGCGUCGUGUCUCUCGGCUCACCCGAGCGAAAUGGCAGUGUCAGCAUUGUGGGUGCCGUCAGUCCCCCUGGUGGUGAUUUCUCCGAUCCUGUCACUACUUCAACUUUGGGUAUCGUACAGGUCUUCUGGGGUCUUGACAAGAAGCUCGCCCAGCGAAAGCACUUCCCCUCCAUCAACACCUCGCUUAGUUACUCCAAGUACACCAUGGUUCUCGACAAGUGGUAUGAGAAGGAUUACCCCGACUUCCCCCGUCUUCGUGACCGCAUCAGGCAGCUCUUGUCCGACUCUGAGGAACUUGACCAGGUCGUGCAGCUGGUCGGAAAGAGUGCGCUGUCCGACCCCGACAAAAUUACCCUGGAUAUCGCCGCGCUUCUGAAGGAAGACUUCUUGCAGCAAAACGGUUACUCAGACUACGACCAAUUCUGCCCGUUGUGGAAGACGGAGUGGAUGAUGAAGCUCAUGGUCGGCUUCCACGACGAGGCGCAAAAGGCUAUUGCUCAAGGCCAGAGCUGGGCCAAGGUCCGCGAGGCUACUGGUGACUUGCAGGCCAAGCUGCGUCAACUCAAGUUCGAGGUUCCCUCUGAGGGCCAGGAGGCUAUUGAGAAGAAGUACGAGGACAUCCAGCAGCAGAUGCUGGACAAGUUUGCCUCUGUUGUUGACGAGUAA
Molecule: messenger RNA, 2436 nt
Organism: Colletotrichum orchidophilum
Lineage: Eukaryota; Fungi; Ascomycota; Sordariomycetes; Glomerellales; Glomerellaceae
Product: V-type ATPase
Exons: 7
Coding region: 1-2436 (811 amino acids)
Biological process (GO): ATP metabolic process; proton transmembrane transport
Cellular component (GO): fungal-type vacuole membrane; proton-transporting V-type ATPase, V1 domain
Molecular function (GO): ATP binding; proton-transporting ATPase activity, rotational mechanism; ATP hydrolysis activity
Source: RefSeq, a predicted model, not a curated record